UGACUUCGCACGUCAUUCGUACUUUUCUCCUUGGUUCAUAGAUACUGUAUCAAGUAAAGGAUUCUUAUUGUCAGCACAGUGCGAAAACUGCAAUAAUGGAUAAAGAGAAGCAGCAGAAAAUUGUUGAAAAAUGCUUAAACUUUAUGACGAAAGCUGAAGAAGUGCUUGAAUGUCCUAUUUGCUACAACAAUAGCAAGGAAAUGGUGCAGUGUUUGACUGGUCAUCAUGUUUGUCAUGAGUGCCAGAAAAAAUUAAAUAUAUGUCCACUUUGUAAUAAUAAGUUUCUUGGAACAAAGUCAUUUUUAAUGGAUGGCAUAACUGAUGCUCUUAGCAACAUUAAAUUGUCAUUAAGUAACUUGGAACAUGAUAUAAACGAGACAGUUGUCGAUAAUGGAAUAGAAACUUAUAGGAAACUUUUGAAAGAAGUUUUAUUCGAAUUCUCAAGUUACUGCUAUAGAAAUAAGACUUUCUUGUUGUUUCUUAAUAAGUAUCUGCAGAAUCCAGCUGCAUGUCCUAGUAAUGAGUUAGAAAAACAAUUGAUCAAGUUGACUUCGGAUCUAAGAAAUCUUGCUCACAUUAUUAAUAACACUGAAGCAACUCUUAUUGUGCUAAAAAAAAAAUAGUUAUCCUGAUUGUUGCUUGUUUCAAUUAUAUUGAAGUGUUCUCUUUUAUAAUCUAAUUAUUUUUCAUGUAACUAAAAAUGUAUCAAAUUUGAUAUUUUUGUUUAAUUUAUGUGAUUAUUCAAAUUUUCUAUCCUAUUCAAGCAGUAAGAAAACUUCAAAUAUAUUUAUGUUUAGUUAGAAAAACUAUUUAUCAGGUUCACUUCAGGUC
Molecule: messenger RNA, 831 nt
Organism: Phymastichus coffea
Lineage: Eukaryota; Metazoa; Arthropoda; Insecta; Hymenoptera; Eulophidae
Exons: 3
Coding region: 96-623 (175 amino acids)
Source: RefSeq, a predicted model, not a curated record